AUGAGAGCACUCAAGGAGAACACUUGCACUGACAAUCUCAUGAAAAUAAGGGGAGAUCAGGAGAAGCUUGUGCAGUUUAAAGAAGAAAGGACUCUCAUACUUGAGUCAGCUAAGUUCCCAGUUCAUAAGUGGCAAUCCAAUGUAAAACCUCUUAAGAGUGAAAACAUGCCAAACCCAGGCAAGAGUCUUAGACACACUUGGAGCAAAGAUGAUGAAACACUGGAGCUACUUACAAAGUCCUUUCCACAGAAGCAGCCUGUGACUAAGCGACUAUCCUUAGUUACUUAG
This is a messenger RNA of Pocillopora meandrina, 288 nucleotides long. NCBI's taxonomy places the organism in Eukaryota, Metazoa, Cnidaria, Anthozoa, Scleractinia, Pocilloporidae. The record is from the annotation of a GenBank genome assembly.